Abrus precatorius (Indian licorice) is the source of this 2109-nucleotide messenger RNA. Its product is annotated as O-fucosyltransferase 19-like. Lineage: Eukaryota; Viridiplantae; Streptophyta; Magnoliopsida; Fabales; Fabaceae. Gene Ontology annotation, cellular component: cytoplasm. The transcript has 8 exons. The record is from RefSeq and is a predicted model, not a curated record. Bases 1 to 1842 code for a protein of 613 amino acids.
AUGUCCUCCGGCGGCCCCACCACCACCUCUUCAAAUACCAGCCCAAGGGUCGCCGCGGGGCCCACCACCACGCGACGGCGCGUGCCCGACAACAACAUCGUCGACGCCGAGAAACAGCAACAGCAGCAGCAGCAAGUCUCCUCGAGCUUCUCCGAUUUCUCGGAGGUAGAACAAGAAAGCACCGCCACGAACACCCUCCACCACCACGCGCACCAUCACCACCUCCACCCCGUCAUGCGCUAUCUCCUGCACCGCACCCGCAUCCUCUUCUGUGUGCCCGAGUCCUUCUUUCUCCGCGUGGAACACCUCUUCAUCUGGCUCGCCGGUUCGGUUCAGUGGCUCCGGUCCGGUAAGAACGUGGGCCGAAAGAUCAUCGCGGCCCUUAUUGCCAUGUUGGUUAUGUCGGUUUUCCUUAAGAUGUCUCUUCUCGGUGGUGGCGUUGAGAUGAACGGAAAGAGCAUCGAGAAUGGCCAGUUGAUCUUGCAACGCUUCAAAGAGGAUUGGGCCUCGGCCCAAAGAGUCGUCACCGAAACCGAAACGGAAACCUCCAUGCCCAAACGGGUUCUCGAGAGGUUGGCUACUCCAGAAAUAUGGUUGAAACCAAACAGUGACAAUUAUUACCAGUGCGUUUCUCGACCCAGGAAUGCAAUAAGGACAAAGUCAAAGACAAAUGGGUAUCUUCUUGUUCAUGCCAAUGGUGGGUUAAAUCAAAUGAGAACUGGGAUAUGUGAUAUGGUUGCAGUGGCAAAAAUAAUGAAUGCCACCCUUGUCCUUCCUUCUCUUGACCAUGAUUCAUUUUGGACCGAUCCAAGGCACUUCAUGAAAGUUUUGAAAGAGGACGUAGACAUAGUCGAGUAUUUACCGGUCCAGUAUGCAUCCAUAAAACCUCUUGUAAAGGCACCAGUUUCCUGGUCAAAGGCUAGUUACUACAGAGGUGAGAUUCUUCACUUGUUGAAGCGACACAAGGUGAUACAAUUCACUCACACAGAUUCCCGGCUCGCAAACAAUGGCCUUGCUUCCUCUAUUCAGAAGCUUAGGUGUCGCGCCAACUAUCAAGCUCUCAGGUAUACAGGAGAAAUUGAAGAGCUUGGAAGGACUUUGGUGGAUAGGCUAAGAAACAAUAAUGAACCAUAUAUUGCCCUUCAUUUGAGAUAUGAGAAGGACAUGCUAGCUUUUACUGGCUGCAGUCACAAUCUCACUGCUGAGGAGGCUGAGGAACUAAGGGUUAUGAGGUAUGAAGUGAAGCAUUGGAAGGAAAAAGAGAUUGAUAGUGUAGAUAGAAGAUUGCAAGGGGGGUGCCCUAUGUCACCUAGAGAGGCAGCUAUUUUUCUCAAGGCCAUGGGUUACCCUUCCACUACAACAAUGUACAUUGUUGCAGGAACUAUCUAUGGUAGCAAUAGUAUGGCGGCUUUUCGCUUGGAGUACCCUAAUGUCUUUACUCACUCCACUCUUGCAACUGAGGAGGAGCUAGAGCCCUUCAAGCCAUACCAAAACCGUCUCGCUGCUUUGGAUUAUAUAGUGGCCCUUGAAAGUGAUGCAUUUGUGUAUACUUAUGAUGGAAACAUGGCCAAAGCAGUGCAGGGUCAUAGGAGAUUGAAUUUCGUUAGGCUGAUUGAUCAAUUGGAUGAGGGUUCAAUAUCAUGGGAAGCAUUUUCUUCUGAAGUGAAGAAUUUGCAUUCCAACCGGCUAGGUGCACCUUAUCCAAGACUGGUGGGAGACUCACCAAGAACAGAGGAAAACUUUUUUGCUAAUCCCUUUCCUGGUUGUGUGUGUAACAAGUCUCAGGAGCUAAUUACAAGCCGGAAACUACACCAACGAUUUGGUGUUGGAGUACAAAGAUAGUUUCUUGGUUUUGUUAUAUAUACAUUUUUUUAGGCUUAAGCUGUGAGGUUUCAUCAUGCAUUUAUGGCACAGCCUUAAAGUUAAGGGUAGCUCAUUCGGGUUGUGGUGAGAAUGUGCUUCCUGUGGUCCAGCCUGGUUGAUGAGGCUGUUGAAGAAUCAAUGAGGCCCUUGUGGGGUCUCAUUUCAUUCAAACUUUUUGAGUUUCAGUUUAGGCAUACAAAAGGGAAAGAAUAGAAAAGGUUUGUGUAUAAUAUCAAAAGGCAUAAU